AUGAUUAAAAACACCAAUGCGACUGUGAUGGGGUCAGAACUUACCCAUGUUAAACGCUGCAUUCUUUCAGGGAGCUUGAAUGGCAAGGGGAUUUACACUAAGCUUUGUAAGAAAUGGCUGGAGAGCUUUAUGUACAGUGGACGGGCCCUGUUGGUGUCAUCUGGGACAUCAGCUUUGGAGAUGGCAGCUAUUGUUGCAAAUAUACAGCUCGGUGACGAGAUAGUUGUACCGAGCUAUACCUAUGUCACCACUGUGAACUCUUUCGUUCUUCGGGGUGCCAUCCCCGUCUUUGUGGAUUUGGAUUAUGCCACAAUGAACAUCAACGCAAGUCUUAUCGAAGCCGCUAUCACAUCAAAGACACGGGCAAUUGUUCCAGUGCAUUAUGGCGGAGUUGCUUGUGACAUGGAUAUUAUCAUGCAAACGGCUAAGGAGCGUAACUUGAUUGUUUGUGAAGAUGCUACAAUGGCUUGCUGUUCGACCUUCAACAAACGCAUGCUAGGCACUAUCGGCCAUUUGGGUUGCAUAAGCUUCCAGGAAAAGAAGAAUCUCACGGCAGGCGGGCAGGGUGGAGCUCUGCUUGUAAAUGAUCCGAGUCUUAUAGAGCAUGCUGAAAUUCUGUACGAGCAUGGGACGAACCGGGGGCGCUUUCUUCGCGGGGAAGUCGAGCGCUACGAGUGGUUGGGAUUGGGCUUGAACGCAACACUUUCAGAGGUUCAAGCAGCUUUCCUUUUUGGUCAAAUUGAAGCCGUGGACCGAAUAAAUGAACGAAGACUGUUGCUUUGGCAACGAUACUAUACUGCUCUUACUUCGUUAUCCGAAAAAGGAUAUAUCAAUCUUCCUCUGAUCCCAAACAACACAACCCACAACGCGAACAUCUUCUGGAUUCAGGUAUGCGAUGUGUCUCAGCGUUCUUCGCUGCUUCGCCACCUGAGUGGGGCGAAUAUCCAGGGCCAUCCGCAAUUUAUGCCGUUCCAUUUGUCCCCGUUUGGACGUAAGUAUGGUCGGUUCUCGGGUGAAGACAGCGUGACCUCCCUUGCAGUGUCACAAAUCCUCCUCUUACCAAUUCACAUGGCCUUGUCAGAUGAGGAUCAAAAUUUUGUCAUAGAUACGAUCAUUUCCUUUUGGCGAGAUAGGAGCCAUUCGUCUACCUAG
Molecule: messenger RNA, 1152 nt
Organism: Penicillium brevicompactum
Lineage: Eukaryota; Fungi; Ascomycota; Eurotiomycetes; Eurotiales; Aspergillaceae
Exons: 1
Coding region: 1-1152 (383 amino acids)
Biological process (GO): polysaccharide biosynthetic process
Molecular function (GO): pyridoxal phosphate binding; dTDP-4-amino-4,6-dideoxygalactose:2-oxoglutarate transaminase activity
Source: RefSeq, a predicted model, not a curated record